This is a messenger RNA of Hibiscus syriacus, 2557 nucleotides long. RefSeq lists its product as uncharacterized. Lineage: Eukaryota; Viridiplantae; Streptophyta; Magnoliopsida; Malvales; Malvaceae. The transcript is spliced from 2 exons. The record is from RefSeq and is a predicted model, not a curated record. The coding region runs from base 1825 to 2457 and encodes 210 amino acids.
AGUUAAAAGAUUGCACGAUGUUGCCAUUUUGAGAUGCUUCUGCAAUUGCGUGACCAAAUCGUUGGUAAAAUGUAUAUGAAUGAUUUCCAUUGUUGAAUUUGGAUCAAUUGAUUCAUCAAGAUAACAAUAACUCGGUUUGUAGGUGAACAUUAGUUGUAGAUUGAUAGAAAUAUAAGGGCAUUCAUGAUUCCUUUUUGUGUUUUGCCUCACUCCCCUUGGGUAUUUGAAAUUAUCCAGACUGCUGUGCCUUUUGAAGAGGUUUUCUGGGACUAGGAUAAACAAAGGAUUGUUGGUGAUUCACCACUUGGUUUUAGAUUUUAGAUGUAGUGUGCUAAUUUAAACAUGAGCUUCUGUCACGGGCUAGAUUUGAACCUAGCAGCCCUACGGCAUUUGGAACCACGGCAUGAACUAUGCGCCUAAGUCAGCCUUCGUCCUUGGAUACUCAAGGUCUCGAAAACGUUCCUUGGCUUGGAUGAAAUCGGAUAGAUUGAGUCGGCAGAAAUAAAGAGGUAGAAUAUUGAGAGAAAAAAGGACAAGAAAGAGUUUGAACCCCAAUGCUUAUGUUAAUCUUUGAUUGCAUAAGAAAAUCUGUGUGACAAUUGAGGUUGGGAGAGCCUCUAUUUAUACUAAAGUCCCUAAAGCCUAUCCACAAGACAAAAAUCCUAAAAUAACUCAAAGUAUUCCUUCUUAUAAUGUGGAGUCUCAACUUAAAGUCUUAUCUUGAUUCCCGAAUCCUAACUUGAUUAGCUUUCUAUUUACUUUUUGACUUGGGUCUUUCGGAUGUGAUCCAUCUUGGAUGGCAGCAAGUGUAACUCGAAUUGUAGUCUUGGUGUGUUGCUCGAUACUCUUCGGGCACCUAGGAUUGUCUUGACCUCGGACCUUGACUCGCUGCCCGUGACGCUUCUGGUUAGUGGACUGGAACAAAAUAAAGUUGUAUCUCCAUAGAGAUGCUAUAGCUAACAAGGUGAUGCUCAACUUUCAUAUCCUUCGGAAUUUGAUCUGCUGUGUUAAUUCUGGUUAAGUCCCUUCUAUGUUAAUGUUUCUCUAAUUAGCUUUUUAUAUUUAUUCAUGUUCUAAUCUUCUUUUUGCUUCUAAAUUAGGUGGAAUAAGACAAAAGCUAGCAUCAUUGGUUGCUUUCAUCUCUAUCACCAUUUUGCCUUCUCCGUUCAUAAAGUUUGUCUGAGGUUGGAGAUGACUUGUUUUUCUUCUCUCUCUCUUUAUUUUGGCUUGGCAAAUGCAAGUGCUAUAGUUGGGCUGUCCUAUCAUUGCUUGAAAUCCCGACACAGUUUUCGAUAUUUAAGAUUAUAUAAUAUAUAUUUAUAAACAGCUCUUAAAUAGUUACUAGAAAAAGCAAAAUCCUUUUCAAAUUUGUACAGUACUGACCGCCAUUGUUUGGUAGUAUGUCUCAGUUUUCACCGUGACUUCAGGUACAAGUAAAACUUGUAAGUAACUCCAAAGGAACUAUCUUAUGGAAAAAUGACAAAAGAUGCUUCACUUUCAAGGGAGUUUUUUUAGUCCUAGAUGAUGACCAUUGGACGGCAAUCUCAAGCUGAAAACUGGGAUUUUCGUUGUCAUUUGUUGGCUUGUCUUAGCCCAGGUUUUUCUGCUUUUUAACUUGGCCUUCACCCCAAAGUAUAGAAAUAUAGAAUCCCAGUAUUUUCAGUAAGCUGUAAGGCCACUAUCAGUUCAAUCAGGUCAACUUCAACAUCAAAAUAAUAAUAAUAAAACAAGUACAAGUCUUAUAACAAUCAAUGUUGUAUAAGAAUAUGCAUAAUAUAAAGUUGGUAUCUUGGGGAUCAAUUUGCCACGUCCAGUUCUCCAACCAUGAGUGCCUUUUAUCAAGAACAGCGGUCUCAUCAUUCUAAGAGAUGCAUGUUUCUGGCUUCACUUCUCAAGGAAGCAUUUUCCCGUUGCCAUAGUUUCAAUGGACGGCUUUCGAUUUCAGGUUGUGAUGAUGAACACUCGACGAGUGACAUGGAAGAUGAAUCCGAAGUAGUUGUUUCGGAAAUCCGAAGUCGAGCAAUGGAGAAGAUGAAGAAAAGGCCAAGUCUAAUGGCGGAAAGCUUUUCAUGGGUGUUAUCUCCAUCGACGGGAGAGCUUUAUAUAAGCUUAAAGCAUGCCAAAAUAAGAGACGAUGAUAAUGAAGACGACGAAUUCUUUUCCGUAGGGAGCUGUUUCCCACUGUGUUCGAGUGGUGCAAGCAGAGAAGUAUUUAUGUCGACCAAGUCGAACUUUUCCCAUUGUUCAAGCUUAAACAAGGUCGAUUUCACGGAGAUUUGGAAUUUCGAUUUGGAGGAUUUUCGAAGACGAUCAAUCAUUAGGGAAUUCUGUCAUUGUGAAGGGUGGCCAUUUGGGCUAUGUAGGAAGGCUGUGUUGCUCCCACCUUUGCCUAAAUCUCCUUCAGAGUCUUGGUCUUGGCAUAAAGGCACCAGAUUAGCUAAGACGCCGUAUAUUUAAGCACAAAAUCUACCUUUACACACUUUACUUGGAUUGUUUUGGCAAUAGAAAUUCCUUCUUCUCCCAAGUCCAGCUACCAGUCAAAACAUGAAGAAGGUAA